AUGGCUAAAGCUUAUAGAAUAGAAGAUUUUGAUUACAUUAUGUCAAAGGUUGGUAAGGUUAAUCCCAAAGUUAAGGAAUAUCUGGAAGAAGCUGGUUAUGAAAAAUGGUCUCUAUGUCACUCCCCUAUUAAUAGAGGUAGAAUGAUGACCUCAAAUAUAGUUGAAUGUAUUACAGUUGCUUUGGUAGAGGCUAGAGAACUUCCUAUUUUAGGUUUCCUUGAAAAAUUUAGGAUUUUAUUUGAUGUAUGGAAUUGUAAGAACAGUGAAAUUGCAUCUUAUACAAACACAACACUAGGGAGAAGAUUUCAAAAAAUUCUGACUGAUAAUAGGGUUAAAGCGUUGCGGAUGACGGUUAAGGCAGUUGGUAGUUAUUUGUACUGUGUAUAUGAAUCAGGAAGGAGGUACAUUAUUGAUAUUGAUCAUGGCACAUGCAACUAUGGCUGGUAUCAAAUUGAUGAAAUACCAUGUGCACAUGCAAUUAUCAUUUUGAAGAGUAAAAAUAUUGAUGUAAAAGAGUAUGGUCGUUACUGCUUAGAAUUGUACAUACCAAACACCAUUGUGAAGACGUAUGAACUCCUGGUAGUUCCUAUAUUGGACAUGAAGGAUUGGAACUUUCAGAAUUUGUUAAUGACGAAGAAGUUCUGUCACCCAAAUCCAAAAGAUCUCCGGGUAGGCCGAAGAAAGGAAGGUAUUUGA
This is a messenger RNA of Capsicum annuum, 696 nucleotides long. RefSeq lists its product as uncharacterized. The transcript is spliced from 2 exons. The record is from RefSeq and is a predicted model, not a curated record. Lineage: Eukaryota; Viridiplantae; Streptophyta; Magnoliopsida; Solanales; Solanaceae. Bases 1 to 696 code for a protein of 231 amino acids.